This is a messenger RNA of Caenorhabditis briggsae, 1653 nucleotides long. NCBI's taxonomy places the organism in Eukaryota, Metazoa, Nematoda, Chromadorea, Rhabditida, Rhabditidae. The record is from RefSeq and is a predicted model, not a curated record. Bases 1 to 1653 code for a protein of 550 amino acids. The transcript has 6 exons.
AUGUCUACCGCAUGUCUCGAUUUGCAGUUUGUGAUUAGAUACAUUUCUGAUAGAAUCGGCAAUUAUGACAAGCCAGAAUGUCUGCUCCAGUGGUGCAAAGAAGUACUGCGCGAGAAACGGACCCACAAGAUGUUCUAUUCGGGUCUUAUGAGUAUCAAGGUAUCGCAAAAACUCAACAGAGUCGAGACGUUGGAAGGCUUUUCGCUAAUGGAGAAACUACAGCUGGUCUUUAUCUUCAGCCGACCAGUCAGUGACGAAUUUGUGCAAAUGCUGAAAGAAGCCAAAUUUCAAAUCGAACAAGACGGAGAUAAUAAGAUCAGCCGCUUUUCAACAGAGGAUGGAAGUGUUGUUCGAUCAUCCGAUCACCACCCAUCUGUAAAGUAUUUCAAAGGAGUCCUCUGUCUCAACACUCCAUUGCAGAACCCAGCUUCAGAAGUCCCACAAAUCAAGGAGAAACCGAAAUCAAUCAGAGCAAAACUAGAAGAAACGGAUGCGGAAAUCAAACGAGAACCAAUUGACAAAAAGAUGGCACAAGAGAAAGAGCAGAAAGAUGUGGAAAAUGAUAUCCCAAGCCCAGCGGUUCGAAAGAUCAAGGAGGAACCAAUUGAGAAUGUACCAAUUGAACCAAAACAGGAAGAAAAGUGUGCGAAAGCCAAAGAAGAGCCAAUUGGAAAUAUAACAAUGAAGCAGGAGCCAAAGCAGGAAGUAGAUGAGUUUAUGGCCAUUGGUCAAGAUUUUCGACAAACCGCAUUCAACGGACGUAUCAAUUAUGAUGAGCUAGAUGAGCAGGAGUUUGUCCAUCCAGGAUUCCCACAAAAUUCAAAACCGGACACGGCUAGACCACAGAAAAGGCGCCAAAGUUCAACAAAAGUCAGCGCAAAGCUCGUGAAAACAGAACACGUAGAAGAAGAUGCUACAUCCUCGGAUACUAUCGCAACGUCAUUCAAUCAGAAGCUUGUGAAAGUUGAAAAAGCCGAGAAGACCCCUACUUCGUCAGCGAAAACUUCCGUUCAGUUAAGCAAUCGAAAAUGUCACAUAUCAACUAUUCCGAAAAAAUCGGUCGCAGCCUCAUCGGAUUCUAUUGAUAUGUCAGGCAAUCAGAAGCUUGUAAACGCUGAAGUAUCAGUGGAAACGUCAUCAAAUUCUUCAUCAACUCUUGAUGCUUCGUCUUUGGUGGAAACAAAGAACGCUUCUCCACAGCCACCGCCUCCAGAAGUCAAGUCAACGGCCAUGGCUCCAGAUGAGCCAAAAAUUAGUGUCAUGUCUAUUGGAACUCACAUUGAAACAAUCGCAGAGUACUAUGAACUCGAGAGUCUUAAAGAGAAAGCUUCGCGAGGUAUUGAAAAAAUUAAAUGUUCCGGAGAAGACAAGACUCUCCCCUUUAAAAAAUUCUGUUCCAUGAUCGUCGGUUUGUUGAUUUGUAUUGAAGAAAACCUAAUCCGUCAAACCGAAACGUCAAUUCCUCUAAAAUCAAUUCUCAAGCACCUUCAGCUCUACCUGAUUCGCCCACUUGGAUCAGAAGAAACUUUGGAAUUGAUUUCACAAAAACUCCUAGAAUUCAAAAAUAGUGCUGACGGGGUCCCACCAAAUCUACUCUCCGAAUGUCUAACCAAUUUAUUGAUUUCCACGGGAUUCUAUGAUCAGCUGAAUUAA